Molecule: messenger RNA, 909 nt
Organism: Cladophialophora yegresii CBS 114405
Lineage: Eukaryota; Fungi; Ascomycota; Eurotiomycetes; Chaetothyriales; Herpotrichiellaceae
Exons: 2
Coding region: 1-909 (302 amino acids)
Source: RefSeq, a predicted model, not a curated record
AUGUUCUUCCCGACAGCAGCAGUCGUCUUCUCCUCCCUCAUCCUCCUCGCCACCGCCAAACCGGGCGACGCCGAUGCCAGCUCCAAAGGCCUCUCCCCAAGCCUCGGACUUGAGCGCACCCUCAACCCAUCAGCCGCCAACCUCAUGUUCAAGCGCGACCUGACGAAGCGUUGCACGGGGUCGUGCGAGGAAUGUUUCGGCGAAGGGUAUACCUCGUGCCCAGGCUCCGCGAUCUACUGUUACUUGCCUGGCGACGCGUCGUACGGGCUAGACUCGUGCUCCGGCGACGGCACCUCGACCAGCGAUGACCCGGCGGGCGUGGACGACCUGUGCUACCAGACGGGCGCGACGUGCCAGAGCUGCUUUGGGGCCACGUACCUCGAAUGUGACGACGGGUACCAUUGCUACGACCCUGCCGAUCCGCUGUACGAUACCUGUCCGCCGGAGGAGAGCACCAGCUCGGGUGGAAGUUCCAGCUCGGGCGGCAGUUCCAGCGGCGGCAGCACGACGACAACGGCAUCCAGCUGUGCCGCGCAAUGGGGCGAGGGAAAUAUCCCGUGCGGCUCGGAUGCGUGCUAUAACCCUGAUAUUGGCGAGAGUUGUUGCGCAGGAGGAUACUACUGCGAAUCAGGCUACACCUGCUCCAGCAGUUCCGGCAAAUGCAGCCUCUCCGACGACUUAACCUCCACCACCAGAUCCAUCACUGCCACCUCAUCCCGGUCCACCUCCGCGACGUUGACUAACGACCUGCUCAACGCGGCUGCGACGGCGACAACCACGGGCUCAUCCGUUUCCACAUCCACGGGUGUCGGCCAGCUCAGCGACGAUAGCAGUGACGCGAAUGGUCUGGUCGUGGGACGUGGGUUGUUGGUGGUCGCGGCCGCUGGGCUGGGGGCCUUGGUGUUGUGA